AUGUCCGGUAUCCCAACUUAUGAUGCUAUCAAGUUCCCCGAGCACAUUCGCACGAUCCUCAUCACUGGUGCUGGAGGGUUUGUCGGCCAGAAGCUCACCCAGCUGCUUCUCAAAUACGCCCCGGACGUCAAGCUGCUCUUGACCGAUGUGGUCCAACCCCCUACUUUCGGCGUGUCCGACGAGUCCAAGCUCAAGGCCGUCAAGGCUGACCUGGGGGAUACGGCCGCUGUGAAGUCUCUCUUCGAGGGGGAGAAGAUCGGGCUCGUAUAUGCCUUACACGGAAUCAUGUCCGGCGGCUCCGAAGCCAACUUCGAACUAGGCUACGCCGUCAAUGUCGACUCCCACCUGAAUGUACUCCGUGCGACCCACGCACACGCUACAGAGACUGGUCAAACAGGAGACAAGAAGCCCGUCUAUGUCUUUGUCUCGAGUCUGGCGAUUUACGGCGGUCCAGGGUGCGGACCGCUGGACCAUGUGGAUCCCCGCAAGACGCCGUUGUACCCCGGGACGAGCUACGGGAUCGAGAAGAACAUCAUGGAGCUCUAUGUCUACGACUAUGGGCGGAAAGGAUACCUCGAUACCCGCUCAGUCCGUCUCCCGACAGUCUGUAUCCGCUCAGGCGCACCUUCCUCCGCCGCCUCAUCCUUCGUCUCUGGCCUCAUCCGCGAACCCCUCCAAAACAUCCGCACGACCCUCCCGAUAGCUUCCUCCCCUUCCGACCCGAACAUCAACAACUACCCCCUGUACUGCACCAAAGUCACGACGGUGCUCCGCAACAUCGCGUAUGCGGGGGUCAUGCCGGAGAGCGCGUUCCCUGCUGGGGAAGGGAGGAGCAUCAAUUUGCCGGGUGUAAGGGUUACACCGGGUCAGAUGCUGGAGGCGCUCAAAAAGUACGGCGGGGACGAAGCCUUCAAACUCGUCGACUAUAAGAUCGACACGGCCGUCCAAGCAAUCUGCAAGACCUGGGCGGGAGACUACGACAGCACCAUAUCCCAAGGCAUGGGAUUCCAGGUGGACGACAAGGACGAAGGGUACAAUGAGGCCGUCGAGGAGUUUAUCGAGCAGGAGCUCGGCGGUCUGAAGAAGUAG
Dioszegia hungarica is the source of this 1089-nucleotide messenger RNA. RefSeq lists its product as uncharacterized. The record is from RefSeq and is a predicted model, not a curated record. NCBI's taxonomy places the organism in Eukaryota, Fungi, Basidiomycota, Tremellomycetes, Tremellales, Bulleribasidiaceae. The coding region runs from base 1 to 1089 and encodes 362 amino acids. The transcript is spliced from 6 exons.